AUGGAUACUGAAGAUGGAAACACGUUCAUAAAAGUAAGCCCCGGACCACAUGGUCUCCUCGACGCCGCGCUGACGCUGAUUUCCACGCAGAACCUUGCCUAUUUUGUCCGCACUCAUGAGAAAGCGCUAGCAAAUGCCCUGCAACUCAAGCGCACAGCUCCCAAGAAUGCAUCCGGAAGCGCUCCAGCAGCCGGUCCGACGUCUCCCACGACGAACUCUUCGUCCACUUUCGCCGCUGCCUUGUCCCUGCCAUACCUGAACUUCUCCUCGCAUCAUGUCAAGGCUGCAAAGUUGACUCUGACCCCACACCAUUUGUUCUAUCUCCUGUCGCGGUUCGAGGAGAUGGGAAUCCCAGUGGGGCCUAUGAACGUGCGACUCGAGAACAUACAUUCGGAUGCUUCGCCAACAAACUACGUGUCAUUCUUGAGCCAAGCCCAGAGGAAGAAAAGUGGCCUGUCCGACCGGGACUCGAUCCACUCAGUUAACAGCAUGCGAAGUGCCAUGUCCGGGAUGUCCUCCCUGUGGGCAAACUUUGGCCUCUCCUCUAACUCGGCAGCCAAAACCGAAAAGCAGAAGGCGGCCAUCAAGGAAGACCUCAAGUACUUGUACUCCGCUUUCACCAAGAUCCCGUGCCUUCGUCUCGCACCCGACCACAAGGCUCGCCUGAUUGCUGGCUAUGAGGAGUUCCCCUUCGACACUGCCGUGCCGUUGUUUGUGUUCAAGAACCUGAGUGCACUCGAAAUCAUCGAUGUCGACUUCCGACAGUUCUACGGGUGGGAUCGCCUAGCCGAGCAACUCCGGAGUUUGACGAUCAAACGUGGGGGCGUAGAGGAGCCUACUGACCUCUUGAUCAACAUUGUUCUCGAUGAUGCCGAUAAGCGACGAAGGAGAUCCGCCAAGGCAUCGCCUUAUCCUAUGUUUCCACCCGGUUCAGGCAGUCCGGGCAGCAAGGACACGGACACUUCCAGAUCAGCAAUCUCUCCGCCUUCGCCGACCAUGUUCGAUAGGCGGUCAUCCAUCGGCAGCCCUCAUAGUGUCGCCAUGGCAAGGCAAGGCUCUUCCGGGUCGAAGGGCCAUCGCGCCAGGCGUCGGAGCAUUUCUCCUUCUAGGCCGAAGAGCGCAAGACACGCCUCUUCAUAUACACAUGCUCGCAACAGCACUCCCAAUCUUCGGCGCUCCUCCGGUAGCUCAAACUCAAGUGCGCGAUCGACGACGCCGCGGGGCAGCUCCUCCAACCUCCUUGCUCUGGGCGUCCUCCCUCCAAACAAGUGGAGGUUCCUCAGACAUCUGAGUCUGUCAGACAACGGGUUGACGGCAAUCUCUGCCAGCAGCCUUGCUCCGCUUGCGAGUACUCUUCAGUCGCUUGAUCUCUCUUCGAAUCUAUUUACCGAGAUUCCUGAUAGCUUGGCCACCUUAACCUCCCUUAGAGCGUUGAAUCUCUCAAACUGCAUGAUUGAGUCUCUGCAUUCGCUCGUCAGGAAUCCGUUGCCGGCGAUUACCACGCUUAACCUCCGCGCGAACCGGCUUGCCUCACUUGCUGGGAUCGAGCGUCUGUUCUCCCUCGAGCGUCUAGAUCUCAGAGAGAACAGGCUGACGGAUCCUACGGAAAUUGCUCGGUUGACGGGCAUCCCGGAGAUCCAGGAAAUCUACGUCUACAAGAAUCCCUUUUGCAAGACCCAUUCCAAUUACCGCAUUAUGAUUUUCAACCUUUUCCGGAGCUCCCCAGGAUACACAGAGGACAUCGUAAUCGACUCGACUGGACCCGGCUACAGUGAGCGAAAGCAACUGGUGGAUCGAGUGCCAGAAAACGCGAACCCCCCUGUUAUCAAGCCACGGCCUGUCGAAGGCAUUCUCGCAGAGGCCGGUGCUAAGCCGGUCCAGGCUCCAGCCACGUACAAGCCAGGUGAAGAGCGCAAAGUGAACACAGAAGGACCACCAAGCGCGAAGCCUGAACGGGUCGUUGGAUCGAUCAAGAAACGGAAAGGCCCCAAGCGGCGGAUCGUGGAGUUGUCGCAGAACGACUCAACACAUCAGCGGACUGAUUCUGCGAUGAUGCCACCGCCGCCAGUCCCACUCGACGCCCCAUCGGCGGACAGCACUUACGGCGGAAGCCCCGAAGCAACUCCAGCUCGCAAGACUCUCGCUCCCGCUGCACCAAUUUCGGGCAACCAACAGCUCCCCCACAUUGAUACCACAAUCACCUCGGCUCCGCUCGGUGCGGAACUGGACUUCAGCUCCAUGGUGUCUGGAGAGGCCGGUGUGAAUGGCGAUCUUUACAAGAAAAAGAUUGAAGCGCUGCGCAAUGACUUCGGCAGCAGCUGGCUGAGCGCGCUGAGCGACGAGGCCUACCAAUCAAACCCCGCAUUUCCGGAUCGAAUUCAAUCCGAAUAG
Messenger RNA from Lasiodiplodia theobromae, 2391 nucleotides. RefSeq names its product Leucine rich repeat domain-containing protein. NCBI's taxonomy places the organism in Eukaryota, Fungi, Ascomycota, Dothideomycetes, Botryosphaeriales, Botryosphaeriaceae. Gene Ontology annotation, molecular function: protein kinase binding. The transcript is spliced from 2 exons. Gene Ontology annotation, cellular component: cytoplasm. The record is from RefSeq and is a predicted model, not a curated record. The coding region runs from base 1 to 2391 and encodes 796 amino acids.